AUGUCAGCUCAGUUACUUACGGCUUCCCCUAAAAUUGCUUCCCUCGCUUGGGGACAAAUGAAAGUGCAAGACUCUACCUUAACCUAUAAGGAUUGCAAAGUAUGGCCAGGAGGCAGUCUGACUUGGGAUUGGAGAGAAACAGGAACGGAGCAUUCUCUGGGAGUACAGCCAGCAGAUGUAAAGGAAGUUGCUGAGAAGGGUGUACAGACUCUUGUGAUUGGCAGAGGAAUGAGUGAGGCCUUGAAGGUGCCUCCAUCGACCGUGGAGUACCUGGAGAAACAAGGCAUUGACGUGCGGGUCCUCCAGACAGAGCAGGCAGUGAAGGAGUAUAAUGCUUUGGUUGCCCAAGGGGUAAGGGUAGGAGGUGUCUUCCAUUCCACUUGCUGAUGGAGCCUACAGAAGAGAAUAAACCACU
Messenger RNA from Grammomys surdaster, 415 nucleotides. Its product is annotated as mth938 domain-containing protein-like. Lineage: Eukaryota; Metazoa; Chordata; Mammalia; Rodentia; Muridae. Gene Ontology annotation, cellular component: cytoplasm. Gene Ontology annotation, biological process: positive regulation of fat cell differentiation. The coding region runs from base 1 to 387 and encodes 128 amino acids. The record is from RefSeq and is a predicted model, not a curated record. The transcript has 2 exons.